AUAAUUCCGCGGUCACACUGCCUUUGCGGCAAAUUUCUGCGAAAAUUUGUAAAGUUAGCGAAAUUUGUUUUGUUGUCUAAAUGGUUUAGUUAAACGAGGCUGCAAGCAAAACGAAUUAACUCCCACACAAGGUUUCCGCACAACUCACAGGCUGGGGAGGCUUUGCAUGCCCAGUGGCUCAAGAGUGCAUUUGGAUAUAGAGCAGUAAGUUAAUGUGUCAAUGUUAGUCGCGCUUUUUGCGCUCGCACAGUUGCCAAUAUUUCGUAAGCCGCCGCCACCACCGCCGCCACCUCCAUCUUCAUCGUCGUCGCGUCCCCAAUUGUCAAGGUGUGGCAAAGCAACAAAAGCAAACUCAACCGCAUCCGCCCAUUUAGUAUCAUCCCCAACGAUCUACCUAAAAUCCAGGAUGAGCAUCAACGCUGACCAGGAGCAGGGCCAUGCCAUAGCCGCCAAUGGAAAUGCAGUAGACCCCUUUGCAUCGGAAAUUAUUCACUUCACCGAGGAGUAUAUCUGUCGCAGCAUCAAAACGAAUAAUGCGCAAAUAUUGGCAUCCCCCUCUGUGCCUACCCGUGGCUCUUCCAAGGUCAAGCUAAAGAACAUUGUCGACUACAAGUGGGAGCGAAAAUACUAUUAUCCAGGCCAUUUGGUGGCCGUGCAUCGCGAUGGCAAGCAUCUGGCCUAUGCCAUCAAUGUCAACAACAAAGCCACUGGAAUGGAGGGCAUGGUGCGUGUCUGCAAUAUCAGCACCAGCACGCGUGCCCUUAUCAAGGGCAUGAGCGGCGAGGUCUUGGAUCUGCAGUUCGCCCACACAGAUCGGGAACGCAUACUGGCUGUGAUCGACGUGAGCUCCCUUUUCGUCUACAAAAUCGAUCUAAUCGAAGGCAAUUUGUUGUGCAAUCUGGUGCUGAAAGUCGAGGAUCCCAUUGCCAACUAUCAGCCCGAGUACGAUAUGGUCUCCUGGUGUCCAUAUGUGUGCAACAGCACGACUGCCGGUGUACCCAGCGAGGAUGAUGAUGAGAAUCAGCUAUUGAUUUGGUCGCGCAGUCGACAAUUUCAAGUUUUUCAUGUGAAAAUGAUCAUCAAUGAGCAUGGGCGUGGCAAGAUCAAUCCGGAUGUUCUGGAUGCUGGUUAUCUGAAGAUUGAGGAAGAUUCGUUGAUCACCUGCGCUGCUCUGUCGCCCGAUGGCACCACAGUGGCCGCUGCCUGUGCCGAUGGUCUCGUGCGUUUCUAUCAAAUUUACUUCUUUGAUGUACGCAAUCCACGCUGCCUGCACGAAUGGAAACCGCACGAUGGCAAGAAGGUUAAUUCGUUGUUUUUCCUGGACAACAUUAACAAGCCAGUGGAGGAAUCCUACUGGCAGCAUGUGAUCACCACCAGCGACAGCAACACGGAAAUCAAAUUGUGGAACUGCUCGCUGUGGGAGUGCCUGCAGACGAUUAAUAUAGCGACAGCAGCGACCAUGCAGGGGGCACAAUUCAUUGCGGGCAUCGAUCGCAGUGCCAACUACUUGGUGGUGUCUUGCCUGGAUAACCUGGCGGUGUAUGUCAUGCAGAUUGGCAGCGUCACUGGCAGUGAGGCAGGCGAUGCUGGCUCAGAUCUCAGUGAUGGCGAGGGCACUGAUCAGCGUAUCCAAAACGUGGCCGAGUUCAAGCUGAGCUCGGGCAUACUCUCCUUUUCGAUUGUGAACGCGGCCAUGCGGCGCCUGAAGAGCUCUGUGGAGAGCUACUAUCCCGUGGAGGAGCCGGAUGACUUUGAUGAUGAAAACAAUUCCACAUACGCGCUGGUGGUGCAUAUGUUUGUGGUGCAGGCCAAGAGCCUGCAGGAGUGCCACAUCAUCUACCAGCCGUGCGUGCCCGAGAAGACUGAACGCAAGAGUCUGAUCAGCAGCAGCAGCAUUCCGAGCAAGCGGCGUUCCGCGACCCCAGAAGAUAAUCUGUUGAUCCUCAAAAAGGAUACGACUGUCGUCUCGCCCAACAGUGUUGCUGGAGUUGCAGCAGCCGCUGGCAGUGUUCCCCUCGAUGCGCUCUUUGCCAAGUCCGCCAAGAGAGCAGCUCCCACGGUCGGCAGCAGUUCUUCCGCUGUGGUGGCGAUGGCUGUGGCCGCUGCCGCAGCACCUUCGGCCAUCCUACAGCAGGCCAUUGAGGCAGCAACGACCAUCAAGUCGAGGUCCGCUUCGCCACAGUUUGGCAGCGCCUUUCCGCAGGUGAAUCUCAUGACACCAGAUGCUUUUAGUGCCAGUGGAACGCAGUCGAGCAGCACAGCAACUACCGCUGUGGUGGUGGCCACCAGCACCACAACCAGCACAGGAACUGAUGUUGCUGCCUGCGCCAGCACUGCUGCGACUGCGGCCACCGAUGCCAUCGAUUCUCAGGUCUUGAAUACUCUCCGCAUGCUGGCCACCGUGACGGCGGGCAAGGCAAGCGAAAAUUCCAAUGCGAAUAUCCUGAAUUUGAUGAACAAUACUUUGAUCGAAGACCGGGAACAGCAGAAGAUCAAGGAUAAGUUUGAGGCACGCAAAAAGUUUAUUGCCAUCGAUCGGAAUCCCGAGCGAAAUCUAGCCGAGAAUUUGGCCAGCGGCGGCUCGAGCCCGAGUCGUGAGGUGCAGGAGAUAAUGGCCACACGGGAUGAUGGCGAUGAUGCCUACGAGCCGGAGCUGGAGAACCUAGACGACGACGAUGAUGACGACGACGACGAGGAGGAGGAGCUGGCCAAUUCAUCGCCCCUGCUGGACACCGUCGAUGCCAAAUGGCUGGCCGAGGCGGCCAAAGUGAAGCCCAUCAAGAAAUCGGCAGAGCUGCAGAAUGCAGCCCAGAUCAUGUCACAGGCGGUGCAGCACAAGAACAAUGGCAAUGUGCCGCCCACACUCGGCGGCGGUGGCAACAUCAAUAGCACCAGCGUCGCCAGCAACAGCAACAACAACACUGGCACCACCUUGAAUACGAGCAACAGCAGCAGCCACAAUGCCGGCGAGGGAGAGAGCACGGCCGGAGGAAAUGCUGAGCUAAAUAAUAAAAUUGAUCUGCUAUUGGAUUUGGUUAAGGCCCAAUCCAAGCAGCUGAACAAACUGGAGAACGAAGUGUCCAAGCUGCAGCAGCAGCAGCAACAGACAGCAACGGCGGUGCAGCCAGCCAAAAGCGAUACCUCCCUGGAGCCCAAGAAUGUCAAUCAAUUGGCCUACAAAAUCGAAAUGCAGCUGUCCAAAUUGAUGGAACAAUAUCUGAAGCGAUACGAGAACGAGCACUCAAAGAAGUUGUCCGAGUUUCUGCUGGCAAGGGAGAACCAGAAUCGUGAACUACGUGAAUCUGUGGUGGCCGUACUCAAUCAGUAUGUGCUCACACACUUUACGGACAUUAUUGGCAACGUGCUGAACAUGGAACUGCAGCGUCAAUUGGUGCCCAGGGUGAAUGCCAAAAUGGAUCAGCUGCAGGCACAGAUACAAGUGGAAUUUGUCCAAAAGUUGGGCGUCUUCGAGAAGGCUGUCAAGGAAAAUAUUGCACAAGUAUGCAAGAGCAAGCAAUUUAUGGAUUCCUUUGGCAAGUCCGUGCUGAUAGGUGUGCAGACCAGCCUGCAGACGGCGUUCAUAGAGUCCAUGGGCAGCACUUUGAUACCAGCUUAUGAGAAGUCCUCGCAGAAUAUGUUCCAGCAGCUGCACGAUGCCUUCACUGUGGGCAUUAAGGAUUUCAUGGUUCAAUUCAAUGCCUACCUGCAGCAGAUGCCGCAGCAGCAAGGAGCUGGCGCUGCCAAUUGGGAUGAGCUCAACAAUAAGCUCGGCCUCUUAAAGCAAUUGGUCGAAAGUAAUUUGCUCAAGCAUCGCACGGAGCUCACGGACGCCAUGCUGGAGACACAGCGUGAGGUCAAGAGCCUGGAGAUUCUACUGGCCCGCCAGGUGCAGGAGACCAUACGGGCGGAGCUGCGCAAAUUUUUGGAGAAUCAGAACCUGGCUCUGCGCUCGCAGGCGGCCACACCGGCGCAACCCUACGAUUUGAGGGACAACAUUAAGCAGCUGCUGCAUGCGGGACAGAUAAAUAAGGCCUUCCACCAGGCGCUGCUGGCCAACGAUUUGAAUCUGGUGGAGUACACACUGAGGCACACGGACAGCAACCAGGCCUUUGCCCCAGACGCAUGCAGGCUGGAGCAGAAGGUUCUGCUAUCGCUCAUCCAGCAAAUCUCCGCUGAUAUGACCAAUCACAAUGAGCUUAAACAGAGAUACCUCAAUGAGGCGCUGCUGGCUAUCAAUAUGGCGGAUCCCAUUACCCGCGAGCAUGCUCCCAAGGUGCUCGCCGAGCUGUUUCGCAAUUGCCAGCUGUUCAUCAAGAAUUGUCCCAAGAGCACGCAGUGCAGCAAUGUGCGACUGCUCAUGAAGGCCAUCAUGACGUAUCGGGAUCAGCUGAAAUGAUAUCACGAGAAUUACAACAUGGCCAGUGGCUGGUAUUGAUAGUGUGUCCCCCUCCCCAUCCAUCCCCCGAUUCCCCUUUUACCACCCAACAACUGCAGCU
This is a messenger RNA of Drosophila subobscura, 4496 nucleotides long. RefSeq names its product enhancer of mRNA-decapping protein 4 homolog (gene Ge-1). Gene Ontology annotation, molecular function: protein binding. The transcript has 11 exons. Gene Ontology annotation, biological process: deadenylation-independent decapping of nuclear-transcribed mRNA. The record is from RefSeq and is a predicted model, not a curated record. Bases 221 to 4396 code for a protein of 1391 amino acids. Gene Ontology annotation, cellular component: P-body. NCBI's taxonomy places the organism in Eukaryota, Metazoa, Arthropoda, Insecta, Diptera, Drosophilidae.